AUGAAUAUUGAAUAUAAUAAUAAUAAUGAAUGUCGAUCAACUGUUCAAAAAACUAUUCCUUUUUUAAUUGAAAGAAUCUCAAUGCACCAUGGACGUCAAUCUCUCGAGUUUAUUAAUAACUAUCAUAGCAUAGAGGGACUCCUUUUCAAAGAAGAAGACGAUCAAUCGAUGUUAAACUUUACAAACACAUUAACCUUUUUAAUCAUUGUGUGUGCUCUACUACAAUACUUUAUCUACAAGAGACAAGCAUCAAAACCAACUAUAUGGUCAGCUGCAAAUGGAGGUAUCACUAGUAAAAAGGGUAGUCUUCUUGCACCUCCACAAGAACAACAAUUUAAACGAUUUCAAACAAUCUAUCUAGUCAUUUAUUUAUUGGCAAUGGCUGCAGAUUGGUUACAAGGACCAUAUGUAUAUGCAUUAUACGAAUCUUAUGGAUUUUUAAAAGCAGAUAUUGCAUUCCUAUUUGUUUCAGGGUUCCUUUCAAGUAUGAUUUUUGGUGUAGUUGUUGGUCCUAUAACUGAUAAAUAUGGAAGAAAAUUUAUGACCAUUAUUUUUGGAAUAUUAUAUUCGAUUAGUUGUUUAACAAAGUUGGUACCAAGUUUUAAUGUUUUGUUGUUUGGUAGAAUUACAGGUGGUAUAUCAACAUCGCUGUUAUUCUCUGUAUUUGAGUCUUGGAUGGUGUCUGAACACAAUCGUCUUGGUUAUCCAGAGGAAUAUUUGGACUCGACUUUUUAUAAAUCCAGUCUUUUCAAUGGUAUUGUUGCGAUUGUUGCCGGUAUAUGGUCAUCAUACUCUGUCGGUGUAUGGGGAUUCGUCUCACCAUUCAUGUGGGCAUUGGCACUGUUGGUUUUGGCAACAGCACUUGUAUUUUUAUUGUGGACUGAAAACUAUGGCGAUUCAAGUGUCUCUCUUGAAGGUACAUUUGCCAACUCUUGGCAAGUACUACGUAGAGAUGGAUCAAUCAUUAAAAUUGGAUUCAUUCAAUCGCUGUUUGAAGCAUCAAUGUAUACAUUUGUAUUCAUGUGGACUCCUACCCUACAAGAAUCAAUCAGAUCAGAGUUGGAUGAAAAUGAUUCCAGCAACACUGUCGAAUUACCAUUUGGUAUCAUUUUUGCAUCAUUUAUGGUUUGCUUUAUGAUUGGAUCAAGUCUUUAUAAAUUAUUUUCGCUUCCAUCCGAGAGAAUAAUUAAAUUUAUUUUCUUGGUUUCAAUUGGAUCUAUGAUUAUUCCUUUUAUUUUUAUUAAUUCAAAAUUAAUUUAUUUAGCAUUUUUAAUAUUUGAAGUUUGUUGUGGAAUGUAUUAUCCAUGUAUGGGAUCGAUUAGAAGUAAGAUAGUACCAGAGUCUGCAAGAGCAUCGAUAUUAAAUUAUUUCCGAGUUCCAUUAAACUUUUUUGUCGUUGCCGUACUUUCCAACAUCUCAAAUAUCUCUACGAUCAACAUUUUCAAAGUCUGUUCACUUUGGCUAUUCAUUGCCUAUCUUUUACAUUCAAGUAUUCCUCCCAACAAAUUUAACCCUUCAAAUAAUAACAGUAACAGUAAUAAUAAUAAUAUUAAUACAGAUGUAUAA
Molecule: messenger RNA, 1566 nt
Organism: Cavenderia fasciculata
Lineage: Eukaryota; Evosea; Eumycetozoa; Acytosteliales; Cavenderiaceae
Exons: 5
Coding region: 1-1566 (521 amino acids)
Biological process (GO): molybdate ion transport
Cellular component (GO): membrane
Molecular function (GO): molybdate ion transmembrane transporter activity
Source: RefSeq, a predicted model, not a curated record